This is a messenger RNA of Mollisia scopiformis, 1992 nucleotides long. RefSeq names its product ankyrin. NCBI's taxonomy places the organism in Eukaryota, Fungi, Ascomycota, Leotiomycetes, Helotiales, Mollisiaceae. The record is from RefSeq and is a predicted model, not a curated record. The transcript has 2 exons. Gene Ontology annotation, molecular function: protein binding. Gene Ontology annotation, cellular component: nucleoplasm. The annotation marks the transcript as partial.
GACUCGGAAGCUGAGACCAUUGUCCUUCCUGGAAAAGGUGGCCAUUCGCCCUCGAAGAUUCGCAAAUCUAUCAAACACGAAGACCGGAGUGAGGACGACGAAAUGAAAGACGCGCCCGACAGUCGAGAUGCUGAUGUUGACAAUGGUGUUGAUGCUAACCAUGAAGAUGUGCCCAAUCCAAGCGAGUCGACCACCGCAGCUUCUAUGUUGGGAAAGAGAAAACGAUCCAAACAUGGAGUGGCCAACGACGAUAAUUCACACUUGGGGAACUCCAGCGGACUCAGCUCAGUGCCUACCUCUCCCGUUGCGACAACGCGAUCUUCUCUCUCGAAACCAGCAGCCUCGGAUUCUGAGAUAUCAAAAUCGCCUUCGCCACGCUCCCGUUCUCGUUCUGCCGUCCGCGAUAAGGCAAAAUCUGUGGAUAGAGCCUUUCCUCCCACCCCUCGCAAGAGAACCAGGUCAACUUCCCCUCAUGGACGAGCUCACAAACGCAGUAUCUCCAGUCAGCUACCUGCCAAAUCCGCCCAUGGAUUAAGCCACAAGAAGAAGCGUGUUCCAGCACCGCUGCUGUCUACAGAAUAUCAUUCUGACGAGUCUUCUGCAAGCGGUAACUCCCAUCCACGAAGUUCACGUUUACGCAGCCUCGCCGCUCCGAUCACUGGUGAAUCAACCAUAUCGCCGGCGAAGAUGGCUCCGCACAAGAAGCAUGUCAACUCUUCUGGUCAGACGCAACUAGCAAUCGCUUGCAAUCGUGGUAAAUUGGAAGCUGUCAAGCAGAGAUAUGAAGACCGUCCUGGUGAUCUGAAUAUUCCAGACCACGCUUUAAACACACCUCUACAUAUUGCGAGCUUGGCUGGUUGUGCAGACAUUGUCAAGUUUCUCAUUGAUACGGGACAUUGCGAACUCAAUCCGAUCAACUUGGAUCGGGAUGCUCCUCUUCACGAUGCAGUUGAUAACAAACACGUUGAAGUAGUCAAGCUACUCCUCGAUGCUGGAGCAAAUCCAAGCAUACCGAACAAAAACCAGAAUGAACCUCUAGAAUUGUUAGAUCUCAUGCUGGACGAAAAUGACGGAGAAGACGGCGACGAAGAUGAAAAUGAACGCGAAGCUGCCAAACUGGAAAUUGCUGAGAUGCGAAAAGCCAUCCUGGCUGCAAAGCGGAAAUUCAUGGAUGCUCGACGUGGCUCGGAAGACCACCAGAUGCACGAUCAUGGCGAAGGUCGCGAAUCCCACCCGAAAGAGAGCCCCAGACAGACUCCUCCAGCACAUGAAUCGCUAGCCAGUGGACCCACGAAUCGUAGAACAGCGCGCUCCCUGAUGAAGACGAAGGACCGCACUUUAUGGAUGGGUUAUACAAUAGAAGAAUUACGAGCUGCUGCAACUGAAGGGGAUGUAGAGUUCAUCAACCAAUUUCUUCAAGUCAAAUCUGAUGUCAACGAUCCAAGAACGCUAUACAACGCUGCUAGAGGAGGCCACGAUGCGAUCAUCAAUCUGCUUUUUGCCCUUGGCAAAUUCAACCCAGAUCCCGCCCCUUUGGAUGGAUUACCUCACGAACAAGCUACUCCGAUAUUGGCUACCAUUGGCAAGGAUGAUCACUUGGAGGUCCUUAAACUCUUUAUAGGAAAUUCCGAUUUCGACCCAACUCGCCGCAUCAAGGGUGAAACUUAUUUUGAGAUGGCAAAAAGACGUGCUGGCCCUAAUUGGCAGGAAGAAGAGCAAGUUCUCAAAAGUGCGUUCGAGGCUUAUCAGAAGACACACAAACCAUCGUCAAGCAAGCCCCGCUCUCCCGGUAUGCGACGGGAUGGGAGAGAAGCAGACCGUGACACGAAGAAAUCCAUCCGUUCUGAUGAUGCUCAAGGCCUUCGUACCCAUAAAAGAAGUACAUCUAGCCCCAAGACGAAGGAUUCAGAGCUGACCAAGAACCUGCACCGGAGCAAUUCAUCAGUUGGACAGUCUAAAGAUGGACACGGUACGGGCAAGAGAGGGCCCGGU